AUAUUUUUGUGGGAUGACUUACCAGGGAUUUUAAAAUCUGUUCUUCCCCAACAUUACACUUAUCAAAUACAAAAUUUAACUGAUUUACCACUGCAUCGAACACUGGAAGAUUUUGAAGUUGCAAAUUUUGAACUAGACACAUUUGUGAAUAUUGAUAGUGAGGAAGUAACAAAUUUGAUGGCACGUGUGCACAAAAAGGUUAUUCAGGCUGGCGAAAUUUGUUACAUGGAUGCGUCAGCAUUAUUCAAUUCUCUAAACACUUCAAUCACUAUUUUCUAUACUAGUUGUGCGGUUGGGGCCCUCCCUCUGGGUUUAUUUAUUACCUCUGAUGAAUCAGAGAAAGUAGGGCCAAUUGUUUUUCUCACCGACGAUUCAAGCGUGGAAUGUAACGCUUUGGAACUUUGUUAG
Molecule: messenger RNA, 408 nt
Organism: Dentiscutata erythropus
Lineage: Eukaryota; Fungi; Glomeromycota; Glomeromycetes; Diversisporales; Gigasporaceae
Source: the annotation of a GenBank genome assembly